Molecule: messenger RNA, 348 nt
Organism: Penicillium taxi
Lineage: Eukaryota; Fungi; Ascomycota; Eurotiomycetes; Eurotiales; Aspergillaceae
Exons: 1
Coding region: 1-348 (115 amino acids)
Source: RefSeq, a predicted model, not a curated record
AUGGAGAAUGGCCGACAGAGCAUGAACUUCGAAGUCUAUGUUCUCGUACAUAGGGAUUUUGGAGGCGAGUAUAGCACCAAAUACCCAAGAGCGAUAGAUACGAUGAAGUCAUUGGAUCACAAUGGGCAGAGGCUCAAUAUUCUCGGACUUGGAUACUAUGGUAAAUACGAGAGAACAGGGGCCGAGACGGAUCUACAACUGGCCAUCCAACAUUAUCAAGAGGCCGUCGAGGCUACACCGGUAGACUACCUGGAGUGUGCACAGAAGCUCAAUAGUCUCGGGCUUGGAUACCGUGCUAUAUACAAGAGAACAGGGGCCGAGACAGAUCUACAGCUGGUCAUUCGAUAA